GAACGUCGUCGUUUAAUGGAAGCGAUUUCUCCUGACUUCUAAUGCUUGUGCCGUGCUUGGCAACCGAAAAACUUGAUUUUGGAAAUGAGAGAUGGAGGAAGAGCUAAGCGGCGUCGUUCCGUGCUCUUCCCUCGCCGUUGAGUCGGUCAUUCGCGUCGGAACGGCAGGUGCACUCUGGGGAUUUUGUUCAGCCCCAUAUGACGGUCGUAAAAAAGGUCUAACUGGCAUCGCUCAAGCUUCAUAUGUGACAAAGUCUGUUGGCAAAUUCGGCUUCCAAUGCGGACUUGUUGCUGGUGUAUUUACCAUGACUCGUUGCGGGCUUCAGAGAUACCGAAGGCAGAAUGACUGGACAAACUCUUUAAUUGCGGGUGCUGUCGCUGGGGCUGCUGUUGCUGCCAGGACAAGAAGCUGGACACAGGUAAUUGGGAUGGCUUGUCUUGUUUCUGCCUUUAGUGCUGCUGCUGAUUUCUCCCGAACAAAUUGAACAUCUAGCAGUGGAAUUCCAAGUUGGGGGAACAAAGUGAUCCUGACUUUCUUGCACCAACCAUCAUCUUUAUGGCACCUGUCUGAUUUUUUUUUCCCCUUGACCCUGCACAUUCCACAGAUGUGUUUUCCAAAAUCUCUAAAUUUCUGAUAUUCACUGUAGAAUAAACUUACACUUUAUGUUUUUGGUAGAUCACUUAGCUGAGUCAUGCAAUCGGUAACAGUGAAUUGCUUCUUAUUUUUAGUCAUUUGUAGGAUUUUGUUAUAUCCUGAUAGUGAGUAGUUGAUUGGCAGAGUCAAAUGCUUGUAUUUUUUUUCUUUAAGUAAGUGGGUGCAAAAUCUCGCCCCUGAUACGAAUCAUUGUCAAUGCUACAUGUUUCUAUUCAAUUUAAAUGAUAAACUAAGGAUUCCACUGAA
Molecule: messenger RNA, 900 nt
Organism: Theobroma cacao (cacao)
Lineage: Eukaryota; Viridiplantae; Streptophyta; Magnoliopsida; Malvales; Malvaceae
Gene: ATOEP16-4
Product: Mitochondrial import inner membrane translocase subunit Tim17/Tim22/Tim23 family protein
Biological process (GO): protein insertion into mitochondrial inner membrane
Cellular component (GO): TIM22 mitochondrial import inner membrane insertion complex
Molecular function (GO): transmembrane protein transporter activity
Source: RefSeq, a predicted model, not a curated record